Molecule: messenger RNA, 1679 nt
Organism: Athene cunicularia (burrowing owl)
Lineage: Eukaryota; Metazoa; Chordata; Aves; Strigiformes; Strigidae
Exons: 2
Coding region: 768-1679 (303 amino acids)
Source: RefSeq, a predicted model, not a curated record
CCCCUCCGGACAGCGAGGCCAUGGCUGGGGACGGCGCCCGGUGCCGUGUGAGGAGGCUCUGCCGCAGGGUGACACCCGGGUGUGUUCUCCCUCCAGCUCACCUGCCAGAGCUUUCAGUGCUCUGGGGAGAGGUGCUACCAGGACGGCGCCCGUGCCAACGAAACGGUGACCUGCCAUAACGAGACUCACUGCCAGGUACGGAGGGGCAGGGGCCUGCGACAGGGACAGUCUGUGUUCCCUUUCUUUAUACCAGGAACCCACAGUAUUAAGUCUGUGUCGGUCUCCUGCUUCUCUCUCCGUGGCAGUCUGUCAGUUAUUUCUGCUCCUUCGUAACAGCAUCUCUUCGCACUCCUAGCGUUUUUUCCUUUGGCUCUGCUGUUGCAGCUUUAUCGUUUCUCCAGCACAAACUACACAGCCGGGUGCAGCAGCGCCUGCGGCACGGAGCUGUGCAGGCCCAACAGCAGCGUCAGCACGCAGCCCUGCGCCCUGGACUGCUGCGCCUCCCCGCUCUGCCUGCAGCUCAAUGCCAGCUCCUACGGUAACUGCCCGCGGGGUCCCUGGCGGUGGUGCCAGGUCUGGGGUGGAUCCUGCUGCACAGGAGGGGACGGGAGGACAAAACCCGCUGCAGAGGGCUGGGUCGCUGCACCCCCUCUGCCCGGGGGCUCUGUCUCUCCCUGGGAGGGGGGCGAGGGGCCGCAGCGGGAGCCACGCUGGUGAGUCUGUCCGGCUGUGGGGGCUCCCCCGGGCCGAGUGCUGGGCGCAGCCUCAUGGCACUUCUCGUGUGUCUGCAGGUGACCUGCCGCCCGCCACUGCGCCGCCUGCGACCACCACCACACCCCCCCGAGCUCCCCCCCGAAACGGGAAAGUGUGUGCAGCGUUCUCCUGUCACGGGGACGGAUGUUUCAGAGGCAAGAAGACUGUUGGUAGAUGCCUUGUUGGGCAGGACUUCUGUGAGGUAUGGCCUUGGCCUAAAGAGCAGGACAGCCCAGGAGCUGGGGAGUGCCCAGGGGCCUGGUGGUUCCUGCAAUGCCAGUAGAAAGGUUUGCCAGGAGCCCCAGGCUAACAUCUCUCUCCUCCUUCCAGAUGAAGAAGACGGGCUUGAAUUAUGUGGCGGGAUGCAGCAAAGCCUGCAAGGCUGCCAAACCAGCCUGUGCCGGGGGGAUGAAGGCUGCCUGUUACCAGGAGUGCUGCCCAGCGACCCCGAGAGCCAGCUGCCUGAAACUGGAUGGCAAAGUCCACAUCAACAGCGCCGGGCGGGUGACUCUGGCCCCGCUCUUGAAGCUCAUGGGGUGUGGGGUCGUCCUUCUCCUGAAUUACGGGGUCUCUGCUCCCCUCGGGGGGUGAGCGGCUGUCCAGGUCUGCCCUCCAGCAGCGGAGCUCCGCAGCGCUCCUUAGGACCCCUCUUGCUCUCUGACUUCAGCCAAGGCCGCUCUCAAACCCCCUCUGUUAGUCCCCGUCCCAGGAAGGAGGUGGCCCGGCUGCGGGUGGCUGCUGCUCCCCCUGCCCGGGCGACUCCGGGCCUCCGGCUGCCGUGGCCGCGGCUGCAGGUUGCUGACGGGCUCUGGGCUCCGUUCCCGUUGUCCUGCAGCACCACGUUCCCGUUCUGCUUCGAGAAGAGGCUGCGGGCGUCUGCCCAGGGGUUGCCGCUUGGCGAAGGGCAGGUCCCAGCUGCAGGGUGA